This is a messenger RNA of Heterostelium album PN500, 1533 nucleotides long. Its product is annotated as FNIP repeat-containing protein. The record is from RefSeq and is a predicted model, not a curated record. Bases 1 to 1533 code for a protein of 510 amino acids. NCBI's taxonomy places the organism in Eukaryota, Evosea, Eumycetozoa, Acytosteliales, Acytosteliaceae. The transcript is spliced from 2 exons.
AUGCAAUUUAGUAAUAGUAAUAAUAACAAAGAUAAUAUAUUUGUUAAUUUACCAUUGUUAUUAAUCGGUAACAUUAUAAAUAAAACAAAGAAUAUAGAUAAAAUAUGUUUUGCUUUUGUUUGUAAGAGAUUCUUUGAUUUAAGAGAGAAAUACAUGUUGUUUGAUUCAAAAACAAUCAGUCUCAAAUAUGAACAUCUCUAUCUCAACUCUUUUAAAUCAAUCUAUAAAGAAUCUUUGCAAUCAAAAGAUAAUUGUAAUCUCUAUAUUAAUUUUGAAAAAUAUUACAUUAAUAUUAACAAAACAAAAGACGAAUCUAUAUUAUCAAAUGUGUCAAGUGUAGAAUUAGGUAAACACAAUACACAUCGAAUCUCUAAGAUGUUACACAAUUCAAAUGUUAAAAAGUUCAAAUACUGUGAGACAUUACAAUAUCCACUGCCUUCAUCUCUAAAGAAACUCAGCUUUGGAGACGUUUUCAAUAAGGAUUUAGAUCGUGAAUCAUUCCCUGAUGGUAUAGAAGUUAUAAGGUUUGGAGAGAAUUUUUCAAAAUCGAUUGAACCAGGAGUUCUACCAGUGUCAUUGAAGAAGAUAUCAUUUGGACCAGUUUAUGAAGCACCUUUGGUGUCAGGAUCGUUGCCACCCAGACUUGAAAUACUGAAAUACUCAUCGUCUCCUAUUACAACCAAUAUAUUACCACACACUCUUCGUGCAUUAAAGUUUGUACCGAUAUCAUGGUUGCCAUUGAUUAAAGAACUUCCAAACUUGGAAGUUUUGCAUUUCGAUGAUUCGGAUAAUCAAUAUGUCGUUCAAGUAGAUCUCAGUGAAAUACCAAAAUCAGUCACCGAUUUGGCGUUUUUAUCUGAUUACACAUUGACAUCAGCACUUCCUUUGACCAUCAAAAAGUUUACAGUUGAUAAUCAGAAGUUGUUCAUCUAUGAAGAGGUAUUCCCACCAACUGUUAAUUAUCAAUUGGAUUCAAUGGAGUUAUCUAUGAAUAUAUUUUCACUACCAAGUAACGUCAAGGUGAAGAAGAUGACCAUUGUAACAUACUCAUUAAAGUUGGUUGCUGGACAAAUCAAAGAAGCAAAUGGAAUCGAAUCAUUGGAUAUCUGUCAUUGUCAACGUUAUUAUUUCAACGAAGGAUUUCUACCUUCGACUGUUAAGGAAUUGAAGAUCAGUGUCAGUAGCAUUAAAAGAGAAGUAACACUUCCGGAAACACUUGAAACCAUGAUACUCGUCAACAGUAACCGAUCCAAUUCAAAAAAGUUGAUCAUUCCACGAUCGGUCAAAACCGUAGUUAUACAACCCGAAUCAGACCUAAACCUUGAUAUGAUACCGCCGACAGUCAAUCAAAUUUUUAUUUCGAAAAAAUUCAAAUACCACCACAGCAAGGAGUGUGAAAUUCGAAAGUUGGACAAUGAUCACUACCUUGUUUUUGGUAAACAUGCAGAAUACAAGUUCAUUGGUACUCUAUUUCAUCGAUCAUUAUUACCAUCUAUAUUUAAAUUAAUUUUAAAAGAUAUUGAAGACGAAUAA